This is a messenger RNA of Camellia sinensis, 891 nucleotides long. The record is from RefSeq and is a predicted model, not a curated record. NCBI's taxonomy places the organism in Eukaryota, Viridiplantae, Streptophyta, Magnoliopsida, Ericales, Theaceae.
AUGGAACCACAAUGGCUGACAAGUUAUCCAUGCUGCCUUCUUCAAAGGCAGUCUUUACUAUGCAUUCGGCUGAUGGAUAAUCGCAAGAAGGGAAUAGCUUCAACAUUUCAUAACCUUUGGAAUCUUGGACGGUCAAGCUUUCAAGGGAACUGCCUUCAAGACAAAGAUCCCAAACAGCGCUCUACUGCACGAUUUGGACUUCUCAUUGCUCUCCAAAGAUGCAAAAGCAAAACCUCCAUCAUCAUCCCUUGGAAGAAAUCCUCAAGUGACAAGGAUCACAUGACGAUAUACAUAGAUUAUGAGAUGUUGAAGGAUGUAUUGAGAUUUAGCAGACAAGAACUCAAAGUAGCAUGUGAAGAUUUCAGCAACAUUAUUGGGUCCUCUCCAGACAAUCUAGUCUACAAAGGGGCCAUGAAAGGUGGGCCUGAGAUUGCUGUAAUAUCGCUUUGCAUUAAAGAAGAGCAUUGGACAGGCUAUCUUGAGCUUUAUUACCAGAGAGAGGUAGCUGAUUUGGCAAGAUUAAAUCAUGAGAAUACAGGAAAAUUACUGGGUUAUUGCACAGAGAGUAAACCAUUUACAAGGAUGUUGGUUUUUGAAUAUGCAUCAGAUGGGACGUUGUAUGAGCACCUCCAUUAUGGAGAAGGAUGCCAAUUAUCUUGGACACGGCGAAUGAAAAUUAUCAUAGGCAUUGCUCAGGGACUCAAAUACCUUCACACAGAACUUGACCCACCUUUUACUAUAUCCGAGUUGAAUUCUAGUGCUGUUUAUCUUACAGAAGAUUUUUCUCCCAAGGUAUCUCAAAGCCUUGAAUAUUGCAGUGUGUUUAACAUUUUACUCUUAUUUAUGCAUUUAAAAAGAAUGUCCUGGUCAUGCUGAGAUUGAGAAGAUUGG